AGUGGGCGGGGCCUGGUGAUCCGGGUCCCGCGGGCGCGCUGGCUUCACUGCCGGGCUGUCUGUCGUCAUGGUGGGGCCCUGGGUGUAUCUGGCGGCGGCGGUUUUGCUCAUCGGCGUUAUCUUCUUCCUGACCCGCAGCCGGGGUCGGGCGGCAGCAGCUAGUGGAGAGCCACUGCACAAUGAGGAAGAGCGGGCAGGAGCAGGCCAGGUAGCCCAGCCUUGGCCCCAGGAGUCUGAGGAGCAGAGAACCGCUGGAGGCAGGCCCCGGCGUCGGAGGGACUUGGGCAGCCGUCUACAGGCCCAUCGUCGAGCCCAGCGAGUGGCCUGGGCAGAAGUGGAUGAGAAUGAGGAUGAAGCUGUUAUUCCAGCCCAGGAGGAAGAAGGUGUUGAGAAGCCAGCAGAAACUCACCCAACAGGGAAAAUUGGAGCCAAGAAACUACGGAAACUAGAGGAAAAACAGGCUCGAAAAGCCCAGCGUGAGGCUGAGGAAGCUGAACGUGAGGAACGGAAACGCCUCGAGUCCCAACGUGAGGCUGAAUGGAAGAAGGAAGAGGAGCGGCUUCGCUUGAAGGAAGAACAGAAGGAGGAGGAAGAAAGAAAGGCUCGGGAGGAGCAGGCCCGGCGGGAGCACGAGGAAUACCUGAAACUGAAGGAGGCCUUCGUGGUAGAAGAGGAAGGUGUUAGCGAAACCAUGACUGAGGAACAGUCUCACAGCUUCCUGGCAGAAUUCAUCAAUUACAUUAAGCAGUCCAAGGUUGUGCUUUUGGAAGAUCUGGCUUUCCAGAUGGGUCUAAGGACUCAGGACACCAUAAACCGCAUCCAAGACCUACUCACCGAGGGGACUCUAACAGACCCAGGAGUUCUGAGUAGAGUCAAGAGCCCUGGGGAGAAGAGUUAAUGAGAAAUGCCAAUGAUAGAGACCUGGGGACAAAGGCUGUCUUUGUAGCCUCUGAAAGGGAGAUCUCUGGAAGAAAGACUGGCCAGCUUCUCAUGAGGCAGGGAGAGGAAGAAGAAGGCCCAUUUGGUCUGGAUGUAAUUGUUCUGACAGCACAUCACAUGAACUCAGCCCUGAAUCCUUGACAAAAAAAGUUCUGAGUGGUGUGGGUGAUUCCACCCACUGGAGGUAUGAAGAACAUGUGUUCAGAAGUGGUGUGGGAUGUGUGUCUCUUGUAGGGUCAUUUGCUCCGCUUCCCGUGGGCUGUGUAUGGAGUGGGCAUCAUAUUGUGCUGAAGACAAGACACUUUUUUUUUUUUUUAUUUUCUGUAUAUGGGUGUUUUUGCCUGUGUGGAUUUGUGUGCACCAUGCACAUGCCUGCAGAGUCCAGAGGAGGGCAUCAGAUCCCUUGGUCCUGGUGUUAGAAAGGGUUGAGAGCCGCCAUGUAGGUGCUGAGGACUCUGGUAGAGUCCUAACCUUUGUGCCAUCUCUUCUCUAAUCUCUUGGGUGUAUGUGUGUGUGUGUACAAUAUCUCACUAACUGGCUUGGAGCUCACUGUAUACACCAAGCUGGCCUUGAACUCACAGAGAUCUGCCUGAUUCUACUUUCCAAGUACUAGAAUUAAAGGCAUGUGCCACCAUGUACAGCCUCCUUUAUUUGUUUUUGGAGACAGUAGGCACUUCUAGUGAAUAAAAGGCUAUAUCCAUUGUUGGUAAAGUCAACUAUAACCUAGUCUUAAUAGUAGAAAAAAUAGGGAUAACUGUGGUAAAGGGUAAGGUAGGAGAGGCAUAACUGACGGUAGAGUCAGCUCAUCAGUGGUUACCAUUAAAACAACCUGUGCAGUUCUUAAUACUCUCCCUCUAGGCAGUUAAGGCAGAAUCUUGAUACCAUCAGAGUACAUCAGCAGAUCCAUAACGGCAGCAAGGCUGAAAGCCCAGGAAGACAUGGACUACACAGUGGAGGCUAGGGAGGUGGUUCCCCAGGUAAAAGCACUGUCUGUGCAAGUGUGUUGACCAGGUUCAAUCCCUGACACCAUGGACAAAGGUAGCUAUGUUACCAUGCAUCUGUAAUCCCAGAAUUCCUGCAGUGAGAUGGUAGCACAGCCCAGCUGCUAGCCUGGAAUAUGCAGUAUAACAACAGAAACAAGAGUGCCCCUGCCUCAGCAAGUGGCAAUUGAGACCUAUUCCAGAAAAUUGUCCUCUGACCACCACACAGGCUCCAUGGCACAUAUAGAGCCACAUUCACUUACACGAACACAAAUAACAACAACAACAAAAAAUCCCCAAUAAGAGAGGCUUUUCAGACCAAGACUGUUCCAGUACCCUGCCUCCACCUAGCACACCCCUAACAUCUGUCUCUAGGUAUUGAGAUGUACCAGUACUCUGCCUCUAGGUAUCGAGAUGCAGCUCUGGCACUGCUAGGCCAUUCAUUCAGGACCUACUCAAGGCCUGAAGUAGGAUGAAAGCAUAUAUUGACAUCUUUUCUUGUCUUGUUUUCAAGACAAGGUUUCUUUGUAUAGCCUUGGCUGUCCUGGAACUCUGUAGACCAGGCUGACCUUGAACUGUCAGAGAUCUGCCUACCUCUGCCUCCUCCUGAGUACUGGGAUUAAAGGCAUUCACUACCACCACCCAAUUUCUUGACAUUUAAAAAAAAAAAAAAAAUUCUUUUUUUGAGAUGGAGUCAUGUAGCCCAAGCAGGCUUCAAAUUAGGGUACUUUGGACUCAGCCUCGCAAAUGCUGGAAUUACAGGCAUACACAGUCACAUUCCUGGCAUCAGCCUUUAAUUUAUGAUAUUUCAAGGGCUUGGUGUAAAAGGAAAAGCCUGUAACGUAUGUGUAUUUUGUCUGCAAACAUUAGUGUCCAUGGAAGUCAGAAAAGAGCAUUGGCUCCCUGGAAUUGGGGUUACAAACAGUUAUGAGCUGCCAUUUAGAUGCUAGGAAUCAAGCCUAGGCUGUCUAGAAGAGCAGCCAGUGCUCUUAACCACUGAGCCAUCUCUCCAGCCCACCCACACACAAGACAUAUAAUCUUUUGUGCAUUAUGUGUUCAUUUUUAGUGCUUAGCCUGUUAAUGUAAUAAACUUAGUAAAUGAACAGUUUACCACA
Cricetulus griseus (Chinese hamster) is the source of this 3034-nucleotide messenger RNA. Lineage: Eukaryota; Metazoa; Chordata; Mammalia; Rodentia; Cricetidae. The record is from RefSeq and is a predicted model, not a curated record.